Mesorhabditis belari is the source of this 636-nucleotide messenger RNA. NCBI's taxonomy places the organism in Eukaryota, Metazoa, Nematoda, Chromadorea, Rhabditida, Rhabditidae. The record is from the annotation of a GenBank genome assembly.
AUGCUGUCGUCUCUCGGUCGCUGCGCGUUGAGGGCUUUUGAGGGACUCUCCAUCUCUGCGACGACAAGUUCCGCAUUUCAACUGCAACAACGGACGUUCACGAGAAGUGCCGCCUUAUUGAAGAGUAUUCGAGAUGAGCAACGAGCGGGCACGAAAGUCUCCCCAGCACAACAAGAUGCCUUUGAUGGAACAGCCGGCUCGGAGCUUACCGUUCCCGUCAAUCUAAAAGGCGCUGAAAGUCGACUACCCACGGCUGAAACUUACAAGGAGCUCUUCAAUGGCAUCCCUUUCUCCGAUUUGCCGAUGGUUUACAUCAAAGCGACGAAGAACAACACCCUGGUGCAAGCAGUUGAUCCAAAGACGAGAAGUGUGAUCAUGUACACGUCCUGUCGUUUGGAAGGCUUCAAGAAUGCUCGCAAGAAGACGAAUAUUGCUGGACAGACAACUGGAGUGGCGGCAGGACAACGACUCGUGCGUAGAGGAAUUCGAACGGUUCGUGUGCAGGUCAAAGGAAUAGGACCUGGCCGUAUGACAGCAGUGAAAGGAUUGACCGUUGCCGGAGUACAAGUUGUAGCGAUUACCGACUACACACCGCUAAAAGAACUUGGACCAAGACCGAGAAAGAUUAGACGAAUU